This is a messenger RNA of Drepanopeziza brunnea f. sp. 'multigermtubi' MB_m1, 2274 nucleotides long. The record is from RefSeq and is a predicted model, not a curated record. Lineage: Eukaryota; Fungi; Ascomycota; Leotiomycetes; Helotiales; Drepanopezizaceae.
AUGGACUUAGACAACCUGCGCACCGCGUCGCUGUACAUCAACAACCAGCUGCUGUCGCGCGGCCUGCUACGCAAUGGGCAAACUAUCGACUUUGCACGGCCGGAGAGGGGGGAUGGCGGUGCUGAGGCGACGAUGGGGAGGGUGAUGGGCGUGGUUAACGAUUUGAUCUUGAGGCGGGAUCGCGAUGCUACCCAGCGCGAAACCCUAUCCUCGACCCUACGCAGCCUACGCGCCGACACGCUGCGACACACUACCGACAUGGAAAGAUUGCAGACCAAGCACGCCGAGGCGCAGCGGAAGCUGGGUAUUGCGGAGAGUGCCGAGCGCGCGUUGAGACAGCAACUUAAGGGAGCUGAACAGGCGAACCGCGUGCUGAAGGAAGAGAUGGCGCGGAUGAAGGUGCUGGUCCAGCAAACCCGGUCGCAGUGCGCAGUUGAGGUCCGGAAGCGAGAACGCACGCUCGAGGGGCUGAAGAAGCAUGCUGGGGAUGGGAGGCAAAGGGGGGGCGGAAAGGGUGUGGGGAGUAGGGAAAUCACGGUUGUGGCGGGGGUGGGAGGGGACGUCCAAGGAGGGAUGGGAAGUGUGGGUGUUGGGGAGGAAGGGUACGAUUUGAGGAGCGAGACGAAUGAGUUCCUGACUGAGCUCGCAAGGGGCCUGAGCGAGGAGAACGAGAACUUGGCUGCGUUGGCGAGGAGGACGCUUGAGACUCUGAGGACGCUGAGCGGGUAUUCUGGGGAGAGAGAUGCGGAGGCGGGUCGUGGCAUGGUGGUGCAGAUGGAGAGCGGGUAUGAUAAUCUUGCGCAGGAGACAGAGGGCGUGUUAGAUCACGUCCGCACGCUCCUGACGAAUCCAUCCUUCGUUCCGCUGGAGGAGGUCGAGGUCAGAGAGGAGGAGAUCAUUCGCUUGCGGCAGGGCUGGGAGAGAAUGGAAAGUCGCUGGAAAGAUGCCGUGUCCAUGAUGGAGGGCUGGCGCCAACGCAUGGCGCGGAAUGGGCAGACUGUCAAUCUGGAGGAACUCAAAAUGGGGCUUAUGCUUAGUCCGCUGAAGGUCAAGGAUGAGGACUAUGAGCAGGGGUUCCAGCUGAGUAUGGUCAUGGAGGAGGAGGAUGGCGAGGGUGAUACCCAGGCGGAUAUCGAUGCUAUGGAUGAUUCUGGGAUUCCUGGUCACGAGGAAUGUGACUUUGACGAAGAUGACGAGGUGUCCGAGUCGAGUCUCUUUGAGGACGAGCCGAUUGAAGAGGAUGAGCAGCUGGAUGGGGGAGACGAAGAAGCGAACUACACGAUUCAUACUGUGUCCUCAAUAUCUCCAGGACCGGCACCACAGUUAUCACCCCUGAGAGAAACCAGUGGCAAUAUCCGGGCUGUGGCCCCAAGCCCACCACAGUAUAGAACGGAGAAGGAAGAUGACGGAUUCUCGACAAUCAUCGAAGAAAACACCUACGACCUCCUGCAAUUAGCUUCUCCCAAGAAGCCUACCUCUGUAAAGUUAACGCCACAGCAGAAUACGCGCCGUCCUACCACGCCUAAUCCUACCGCGAGCAAUCUAUCAACACCACCAGAUGAAAUCUCCCUGCUUGAAACUUCAUUUCCGCCGCCCACUCUCCCCCCGGCCAACUCGCGCUCAGCCUCUGCCUCCCCAACAAAGUCCUCGCGUCCAGCCCCCAAACUGUCCGCUCAAGCCACACCACGACUCCGACACGGCCUCGGAGGCAGUGGGGAAAUACCGCCUAGCUCUCGUCUCCCUAGACCGCGCGAGCAGCAGCCCAUGCAGAGCCCGCUGACGAUGGCGAGUAUCGCCGCCAAGCUGGCUGCUAGCGAGCGCGAAGCCGACGCUGCGAGGGUAAGGGCCAAGAUCAAGGCUGCGAGGGCAGGGAGAGCCGGUGUUGGUGCUGGUGUUGCGAGCGUGCCGCCUCAUUCCACUUCUCGAGAAAACAGCAGUAGUAGGGAGAAGGAGGACAAGAGACUUAUGCCGCCUCCUCCGACGCCCAAGCAGGAUGUUAUGCUGGAUGAGAGUGGAGCGGCAGGGAACGGUACGGGGAGAAGAAGAAGAGAGGAGAGGGAAGGAGAGGGAGAGGGAGAGGGAGAGGGAGCGGAAAACGCGAAUUCGAAUGCAAAUGCGAAUGCGAAAUUCAGUGAUGCCCGGAGUACUCGGAAGCGGAAGGCGCGGGAUGUGGGCAAGGGACGCGCCAGCAGGAGGAGGAGUACGUUGAGUCCGUGGGAACUUGAGAGUUUGAUCUUGGGCGGAGCGGGCGCGGGGGUGAGUCCUGGGAAGUGA